This is a messenger RNA of Sceloporus undulatus (fence lizard), 6385 nucleotides long. RefSeq names its product STE20 like kinase (gene SLK). The record is from RefSeq and is a predicted model, not a curated record. The coding region runs from base 1003 to 4671 and encodes 1222 amino acids. Gene Ontology annotation, molecular function: protein binding; ATP binding; protein serine/threonine kinase activity. Lineage: Eukaryota; Metazoa; Chordata; Lepidosauria; Squamata; Phrynosomatidae. The transcript is spliced from 20 exons. Gene Ontology annotation, biological process: protein phosphorylation.
CCGAAGAAGCGCGAGGCUCUUGCGAGCUCCAGGGGCUGACAAGGAGGGAGCCAGUGCGCAUGCGCGAGCGCAGAGGGGCUGACAGAGAGGAAGUUAGCGCACAUGCGCGGUUGGUGGAGGAAGGGAGGAGCACUGGAGCUCCUGGGCGGCUGGAGGGGCUGGGGAAGGCGAGGAAAGAGGCAUAUUAAGGCGGCUUAGUGUCCAGAGGGAGGAAGUGGGAGCCCAGGAGAAGACGGAGAGGUCGUUUAUACGUUCCCCCUGCUUCCCUCCCCUUCCUCCGUUGGCCACCGAACUCAACGCCUAGGCGGCCCCAAAAGACUCCUCUUUACCCAGGUCUCUAAGAGGAUGGACGUUCUGCACAGCCUUGGAGUGUUAGAUGCUGUCUUCAGUGAAGGAGAAAGAAGGAAGAGGAGGCGUGCACCUGAAACGCUGCAGAAAACCCCGGCUCAAUAAAGUCCUCUUGAGGCAGGGUUUGGAGACAACCGUCUUGUUGCUCAGCACAAGUAUCUAGCCCCAAGUAUUGGGUGGUACUUCUUUCAUCAGUGAAACAGUCAGGAGUCUGUGGUGGCGCGCCAUUCAUAGACUUUUCCGAGAGAGCCUUUGAGGCCUUGCCCUGAGCUGCUGUGUCGUUGUUAUGAGCAAGGAACUAAUAUUAAUCAUGUGACUCAGAUUACCAAAGCCGGCGUGAGAAACUUCCAAGAACCUCCUUGUUGGUCUUCCCUUUUCCUCCUGAUACCGGAUUACUGUAUGCUGAUUUAUAAAACAAAUAGGGUGAAAAAUUGUGCCCUUGACUGCUCUUUUGCGGGUGGCACCAGUAUCGUCCCGUGGCAUAAUAGUCACAGUUGUGUGCCUUUUGUUUUUCUUUUAAUUUAUUAUUAUUAUUUUGUAUUUUUUGGAUCAUAAAGCAAGGAAAGGACAAAGAGUUUUGGGAAGAGCCUGGGUGCUGUCUGUCUAAACUCUGGCACUAUUUUGGGGUAACUUUUGAUACAGCUAAAAGCAAAAAUGUCGUUCUUUAACUUUCGUAAGAUCUUCAAACUGGGAGGUGAAAAGAAGAAGAAGCAGUAUGAGCACGUCAAGAGGGACCUGAAUCCAGAGGACUACUGGGAAAUUAUUGGAGAGCUGGGAGAUGGUGCUUUUGGCAAAGUAUUCAAGGCUCAGAACAAAGAAACCAAAGUCCUUGCAGCUGCAAAGGUGAUUGAUACUAAAUCUGAGGAAGAGCUUGAAGACUACAUGGUUGAAAUUGACAUCCUAGCAUCCAGUGAUCAUCCUAAUAUUGUCAAACUUCUUGAUGCUUUUUAUUAUGAAAAUAAUCUUUGGAUACUCAUCGAGUUCUGUGCUGGUGGUGCUGUGGAUGCUGUAAUGUUAGAACUUGAAAGACCACUAACAGAGCCACAAAUCAGGGUAGUUUGCAGACAAACACUGGAGGCGCUGCACUAUCUGCAUGAAAAUAAGAUCAUUCACAGAGAUCUUAAAGCUGGCAAUAUUCUUUUUACAUUAGAUGGAGACAUUAAACUGGCGGAUUUUGGAGUGUCUGCUAAAAAUACAAGGACAAUACAAAGACGAGAUUCAUUCAUUGGUACACCAUAUUGGAUGGCCCCUGAAGUAGUAAUGUGUGAGACAUCUAAAGACAGGCCUUAUGAUUACAAGGCUGACGUUUGGUCUUUAGGUGUCACUUUAAUAGAAAUGGCUGAAAUAGAACCACCUCAUCAUGAAUUGAAUCCAAUGCGUGUUCUGCUGAAAAUAGCAAAAUCAGAGCCACCCUCAUUGGCACAACCCUCAAAAUGGUCUCCUGAUUUUAAAGACUUCUUAAAGAAGUGUUUGGAAAAAAAUGUAGAUGCCAGAUGGACCACUGCUGAACUUCUGCAGCAUCCAUUUGUUACUGUAACCACCAAUAAACCAAUCAGAGAAUUGAUUGCUGAAGCAAAGGCUGAAGUUACAGAAGAAGUAGAAGAUGGGAAAGAUGACGAUGAAGAGGAAGAGUCUGAAAAUUCUCUGCAAUUACCUGCAAAUAAGCGAGCCUCAUCUGACCUCAGCAUUGCCAGUUCAGAAGAGGAUAAACUUUCACAGAAUGCCUCUAUCCUGGAAUCAGUUUCUGAAAGAACAGAGCAUCCAAUCACAGAAGGGACUAGUACUAAUGCCUCUGAAGGUGAAAAAAGGGGUGUGGAGCCCGGCAGCAAUGAAAAAGAGAAUCAUGUUGUAAGCGCAAUUGUUAUUACACAGGAAAAUGGUGAAAGGUUGCAGAAUGGCGCUGCAUUACUGCAUGAAGAUGAUGAAGGAAAGGAGAAUGAAAAAAUUAUUCAAAACACACUGUCAAGUGGAGACACUGAAUCACAGAAAGAAGAGAAGGAAAUAGAAACAGUCAUUUCUGAAACUAAUGUUAAGCCCAGUCUGAAAACAGAAGAAGAAAAUACAUUUUCAAAUAAGUCAGAAGUUGAACACAAACAAGAAAUAAAAUCUGAACCUGAAGGCAGCAAUGCAGUAAUAACUGAAACAAUAUCAAAAGACACUGAUAUAAAAGAGAGUAGCAUAAACCUCCAAGAAAAUAAAGAUGAGGAGGAACUGUCUACAGAAGGAAUUAAGGAGACUAAAGAUUUGCAAGGGAAUAACAAGGAUGAAGAGAGUGGCCUGAAAGAAACUGAAGGUCAAAAAGAAGCAGCUCCUGAAGAGUCUCAGGUGACAGGGGCAGAUGAGUCAACUAAUGAACUGCAGAGAAAGUUAAAAGAAGGUACCAGUAAUGCUCAAGAGGCAGAUAACAAAGCUUUGACCACAGAUACAGAUAAGGUGCAGCUUGGGAAUACCCAGGAGUCAACUGUGUGUGUUUCUGAGGAAGUGGAGGAGAAAACCCCCUCUGAACCACCUUUUGUUAAAAGCGAGGACAAAAUGGUAGGUUCUGAUCAGCAGGUAGUUGAAAAAUACAGUGAUGAUUCUAACAGAAAAGAUACAACACAAGAAACAGAAACCAAGGUUCCAGAAGAACAGAAGCGAGCAGCAGAUGGUACUGAGAAUGUCCAAGAGACAAGGAGAACUGAGGAAGUAAACACUGAAGAUAAGUGUAGAGUUGCAGAACCUGGUCAUAACUUAGGAAGUAGAGUUGAAGAAAACCACAGGAGUCACAUUCAAACAGGCACAGAACUUGGAGCAGUUUCUUGUGACGUACCAGUUAAAAAUGAACUUGAAGAUACUGCUGUCAACCAGCAACAUGAACAUUCUUCAGUACCCAAUAUUAGCAUUAGCUGUGCAGAAAAUGAAGCAGAAAAUAAAUCAGGCAAUCAAACAAGUGUUGAAAACUCAAGGAAUACUGAUCCUGAAAGCUCCAAAGAAAAUGAUACAGAUUCAGGAACUGGUUCUACAGCUGACAACAGUAGCAUUGAUUUGAACUUAUCAAUUUCCAGCUUCCUUACUAAAAACAAGGAUAGUGGAUCAAUAUCUUUACAGGAAACUAAAAGACACAAAAAAACUCUUAAGAAAACUCGCAAGUUUGUUGUUGAUGGUGUAGAAGUAAGUGUGACAACUUCAAAAAUAGUCACUGACAGUGAUUCUAAAAGUGAAGAGUUGCGAUACCUUCGCUUUGGUAGUAAGAAGCGGCAAUAUGACCAGGAGAUUGAAAACCUAGAAAAACAGCAGAAACAGACAAUAGAGCGUUUGGAACAGGAGCACACAAAUCGCCUACGUGAUGAAGCAAAACGUAUCAAAGGAGAACAAGAAAAAGAAUUGUCCAAAUUUCAGAACAUGUUGAAAAACAAAAAAAAGGAGGUUUUUAAUGAAGUGGAGAAAGCACCAAAAGAGCUGAGAAAAGAGCUCAUGAAACGCAAGAAAGAGGAGCUUACUCAGUCCCAGCAUGCUCAGGAGCAAGAAUUCGUGCAGAAGCAGCAACAAGAAUUGGAUGCCUCGCUAAAGAAAAUAAUUCAGCAGCAAAAAUCAGAGCUAGCCACAAUUGAACGAGAUUGUCUUAAUAACAAGCAACAGCUCAUGAGAGCUCGUGAAGCUGCAAUAUGGGAGCUAGAAGAGCGACAUUUACAGGAAAAACACCAACUCCUCAAACAGCAACUAAAAGAUCAGUACUUUAUGCAGAGACACCAGCUGCUCAAACGACAUGAAAAAGAAACAGAACAAAUGCAAAGAUACAAUCAGCGGCUUAUUGAGGAAUUAAAAAACAAGCAGACACAGGAAAGAGCCCGACUGCCAAAAAUCCAGCGCAGUGAAGCAAAAACGAGAAUGGCUAUGUUCAAAAAAAGCCUAAGAAUUAAUUCUUCAAGCACUCCAGAACAGGAUCGUGAAAAGAUAAAGCAGUUUGCCGUUCAAGAAGAAAAAAGACAAAAAAAUGAAAGACUGGCUCAACAUCAGAAGCAUGAAAAUCAGAUGAGAGACCUUCAACUGCAGUGUGAAGCCAAUAUUAGAGAACUGCACCAAUUACAGAAUGAAAAAUGCCAUCUACUGGUUGAACAUGAAACUCAAAAACUAAAAGAAUUAGAUGAGGAACAUAGCCAGGAACUAAAAGAAUGGAGAGAGAAACUGAGACCAAGGAAAAAGACAUUAGAAGAAGAAUUUGCACGGAAGCUUCAAGAACAGGAAGUUUUCUUUAAAAUGUCUGGAGAGUCUGAAUGCCUUAAUCCAUCAACGCAAAGCCGAAUUUCUAAAUUCUACCCAAUUCCUAACAUGCAUUCCACUUGAUCAUGAGUCUGGUACCUCUGUGAGGUGGCUUUGAGUGUGCUUUUUGGCAUUUUCAUUUUCUCAUCAUCAGCUUCUGCCACAGUAAAUCUACAUCCUUCGUCCAAGAUCCUCGGUGAAAUUUUAUCUGCUAUCUUUGGAGACAAUCAGUGAUGUCAGAAUUGCACCUUUAUGUGUUCAUGCAAGGGAACCAAUUUAAAAUAAAAGCACAGACAUUAAUCUUAGAAUCUGGUAUAUUUUUACCCCCAUACUUCUCAAGGACAGAUAACUAUUUCAAUACUGAUCUGGAAAAAAGUAGUAUCCAACUAUGUUGGCCCUGGAAAACAAGCCUAAACUAUUACUAAUCAUCUGUAAUGCCCUGCAAAUAAAGAUUCUGAAACAAAGAUUGUUAAUUUACCAACUGUUCAUUGUGAUGCACCCAUUUUUGAAGAAACGGGUUUCUAGCUCGUUUAUUCAGUGCCUGAAACUGUUACACAUGCUGAAUUGUUUUUGUUUUGUUUUUUGUUUUGUGAAGGGGAGUAGGUAAAAGGGUCGUGUUUCUUUUUCUUUUAAUAAAUCUUCUUGAUUCUGAUGUUACUGUAACAGAAAUACGUACUGUUGCUGCUGCCACAAUUUUUUGUCAAAUCCUUGCACUGAAAACCCCCGUUCAAUUUUGAAGUGUACGGUUGGUCUCUGUCUCUUCCCUUCUUUUUCUGAUUGGUAGUUUUUUCUACAGAAGUUGUAGAAUCUCUUUACAAUCCCAGCCAUACAUUGAUGAAAUGUGAACUGGGUGGAUUCUCUCCUUGGCAGUUUGAGAAGCCAAAGCAGUAAAUGGCUACGGCUAUCUCUUUUCUUACAAAUAGUACUGAUGUCUCUGGUUGCAAGGGUUUUUCUUUUGAAUUUGAGAUGCAUGUUGAUAUGUAGAAGGGCUUAAGUUACAUAUGUAGACAAGACAGUUUAAUCUCUGUUACAUUGUUUUGCCAUGAACUUAAAUGGUUUUAUUUCUAAAAUUCAUUGUUGUACUGUAACUUAUUUUCUCUGUGGGUGGGAUGGAAAUAUUUAUGUUAGCAGGAGACAUGCCCUGCGUUCAGGAAAAAAAAGCUGGGAUUGUUUAAAGCUUCAGAUUUGAAUCGUAUCAAAAACAGUAUUGUAAACUGUGCUUUGAUAUGCCCAAGUUAGGUUUGUAAUAUGUUGGUUGCCUCCUGUCCUCAGAAAAUCUUUAGUAGAUAACUUUGAAUAAUCAACUGUAAGUUUUCACAUUUUGCUAUCUUUCAUUAAAUGAGGAAACAGUCACUUUCUUAUAAAUUUUAUACUAUGGCAACAGCAUACUUGCAUGUGAAGGAAGAGGAUUAUCAAAUUACUUUAGUCAAUACUUUGGCUACCACAUUCAGAUAAUGAAUUUGACCUUGUCUGGUUGUUUAAUUGUGACAGUAUAGUGAGUAUAGUUUGAAGAUGCAUGUUUUCAGUUAAAACAAAUUUCUCAAGUUACUUUUAACAAAUAUUUCAUAGUUAGCCUUAAUACGCCACAUUUUAUUUUAUAAAUAUGCAUCAUGUACCAGGUUGUAAAUUACUGUAAUGAAUACAUCAUUAGAGUAUUGAAUUUUGCUGUAUACAAACUUAAAUUUGUUUAUUCUGAGUUGCUUAGGGUGAACAAGUAUUCAAAUGCCUUUACUUUUUUAAGCUUCACCUUUAUGAAAUAUCUAGUAUUGAUAAUAACAUUAAAUAUUGUUUAACUGUC